GGUAUUUGUCUGAAGCAGGGACAGGGGUGGGGCACUCUCUCGCACCCCAGGAGGCAAUUAUUGGCUCUCGCAUGGACAUCUCAAGGUGCUGUACUGUUACCUUAUGUCAUUUUUAAGAGCCCUUUUGCAGAUGCGGGUUUUUGAUCGCAGGUCGACAGGGGCCUGUCGCAGAUGGGUCUCAGUCGCCCUGGCGGAAACUCUAGUAUUCCGAGUCCAUAUAAGUAACUGCUUCUUCCCCACUUGUCUGUCACUAUUAUCUUGGUUCUCCUCAUCCUCUGACCUCGUCAGUGACCAAACUCGGGGUCAUGUCAUCCAACACAUCACAGGCAGCUCUAUGGCUUGAACGAUCUCGCCUUGACGGAAUGGUCUUAGGGGGUGUAUCAUAUGGGAUAUACCUUUUCCUUACAGUACAAACCUGGAUUGUUGUCAUGCAGCAGCCUCGAUAUGGGGGUAGAAGCCGUCGCGUGCUUCUUUUUUACAUAUUCAUCACGUUCGCAUUGGGGACGGUAUCCUUUGCUGCGAACGCGAAAUAUACGGAGAUGAUUUGGAUAGACCUUCGGGAUGUACCUGAGAGCCCGGCCGAUCUAAUCGAGAACCAAAUGACCUAUCCUAUCAACGUUCUAGCGAUUUCCACUGCUCACAUCCAGGAGUGGUUUAUGCAAGCUCUACUUCUUCACCGAUGUUUCGUGAUAUGGAAUUGGGCGAGAUGGGUGACGAUCCCUAUGAUCACGCUCUACAUCGCCAUGAUAGCGCUGUCUAUUCGCAGCCUGAUCCAGGCGAGCAACGGUGCCUUAGUUUACAGUAUCGACUUCAUACUUGUCUACCUCUGCAUCGAAGUGGGGCUCAGUGUCAUUUAUACCAUUCUCGUGGCGAAUCGUUUGCUCGCCAUGCGAAGCCUGAUGAAACAGGUCACGGCCCAAUAUGAUUCUAGCACCUAUGACACCAUCAUUCUCAUGGUCGUCGAGUCUGCCAUGUUAUACUCUAUCUUCGCUGUGAUUUUCAUAGUGUCCUAUGCUCUGCAUCUAAACGCUAUCAGUACUGUAUGCUACCUGUCUAUUUGCCAAGUCCAGGGCAUUGCUCAAUUAUUCAUCAUCCUUCGCGUUGCACAGGGCCUGGCAGAUCCAUACGAUUGGUCGAGCCGAGAUGCUGCAGCACCUACGACUACAGUACUCUCAGGUUUUGUAUCGGACACAACGGAAAAUCAAAUGAUGAAAGUAUAG
This is a messenger RNA of Suillus paluster, 1220 nucleotides long. RefSeq lists its product as uncharacterized. Bases 306 to 1220 code for a protein of 304 amino acids. The record is from RefSeq and is a predicted model, not a curated record. Lineage: Eukaryota; Fungi; Basidiomycota; Agaricomycetes; Boletales; Suillaceae. The transcript has 7 exons.